AUGGAUUGUUCAUCCCCCGUUUACAACCUCCAACCAGGCCAGUCUCCCGUGGACCAGGGGACUCGGCAGCAUCAGCGAGAUCCCUACAUGGCGAAACGAUUGGGGACUUCUCCCUGUGUCAGCCCUGAUACUUUCGAGAGUGACUUCUUUUUCUGCGAUCCUUGUCCCUCCGAGAACUGGACGGAAUCCAGCCCAGACAGCGUGUUAUCGAACUGGGGACUAGGAAGCUCCCAUGAAUCCACGCUCAGUCCGUUGUUCUCGCCUCAGAAAGUGCCGUUGUAUGGAUCACUUUUCGACGCUGACCACCACCAAUAUCGCCUCCCUCAAGACGCAGUUGAUGUACCUUGCUCGACAACGACAACGACCGGGCCAGCCACAGACUCUAUUAAGAUAGAGCAGCAUUCACCCUUGGAGACAUCGAUUAAUCCUUUUUUCGAUUGGACCUACGAAGGAGACUUCAAUAUAUCGUAUAAUUUUGAAACCUAUUACCCUCCCUCCUCGUCUUCAGAGAUCCUGGUCUCUCCACCUCCUCAAUAUGAAACCUUGACCCCGACUAAAACGGAGACGAAAUUGACAGUGAGCCCAUCAUUAUCCCCACCAGCUUUUUCGGAUCCUUCUCCAGUUACUUCCGUCAAGGCCGAGCCACAGCUAGAUCGCGCAUGUUCGCGUUCAAGCUCCAGCGUUAGCGCACCCCAUGAUACUUCGGACCUUCCGUAUUCAAAGUUGAUCUACCUUGCCCUUCUUUCUGCAAUAGACAGAAAACUUCCUCUACAGGGCAUUUACAGGUGGUUCGAACAGAACACUAGCAAGGGCAAGGAGGGGUCGAAGGGCUGGCAGAACAGCAUCCGUCACAAUCUCUCCAUGAACGCAUCUUUUAUGCCUUCUCGAGAGGAGUCCCCCAGCGGCAAACGAGCCGUAAACUACUGGCGACUCACGGAAGACGCAAUUAAGAGAGGUGGCAUCCACCCUACGACGCGAUAUCGAAAACAGGCGAAUCAGCGAAAAGGCCUGGGAUCGGAAGCCCCGGCUCCUCAACGUCAGCGGUCUGGGGCCAGAGGCGGGAAAGCAACGAAAAUCAUGGCCAGAAACCGCGGGCACGCCAACGCGGACGAGCUGUCACCAGCCUCGGCAGCAGCACGAUAUCAUUCGGCCGCGGCCACGGCGGCUGCACAACGACAGCGCCAACUACAACGACAACAACAGUACUAUCAGCAGCAGGCCCAGCAGCAGCAAAGGCCAAUCCUGCCGCAAUUGAAACUCGAGCAGGCGCAGGAGCAGCUCCAGCACGGACUCCAGCAACGGCACCAACAACAACAACAGCCGCCAAACGAACUCUAUUGCUAUCAGCGGUACACUCCGUGCCCCACGACAGCACUUCCAGGGUAUUCCGCAGCAUCGAUUGACGGAUUUGAUUUGAGAAAUCUUGUUGGCCGUGCAGACCCUCCUCGGGACAUCCCUGUCACUAGCGACAUGGGUGAAUCGGAAAGUUUCCCGCUGGAACUUGGUGUGCUAUGUGGCAUGUCGUAUUCGACCUACAACUCUCCCAACGGGCUUUUUCAAGAUGAACAGCUUCCCAAUGGACUUCCCGGCGGUGGAUGGACAUCUUGA
Aspergillus ruber CBS 135680 is the source of this 1608-nucleotide messenger RNA. Its product is annotated as forkhead box transcription factor. Gene Ontology annotation, biological process: regulation of transcription by RNA polymerase II. NCBI's taxonomy places the organism in Eukaryota, Fungi, Ascomycota, Eurotiomycetes, Eurotiales, Aspergillaceae. The record is from RefSeq and is a predicted model, not a curated record. The coding region runs from base 1 to 1608 and encodes 535 amino acids. The transcript is spliced from 2 exons. Gene Ontology annotation, molecular function: DNA-binding transcription factor activity, RNA polymerase II-specific; RNA polymerase II cis-regulatory region sequence-specific DNA binding.